Messenger RNA from Acanthosepion pharaonis, 555 nucleotides. The record is from the annotation of a GenBank genome assembly. NCBI's taxonomy places the organism in Eukaryota, Metazoa, Mollusca, Cephalopoda, Sepiida, Sepiidae.
AUGCUUCUUGUCCGGCUAUCAGGUGCUGUUAUUUCUGCAAAUAAAACAAAGAAGAAAAAGUGUUGUGAGACAUUUGUCUUCCUUUUCUUUUCAGCGAGAGAGACACUGACAGAGAGCGCAUGCACGAAUUUUCCUUCCUUUCUCAUUCUGUUUACAUCUAUCUAUCUAUCUAUCUAUCUAUCUAUCUAUCUCUCUCUCUCUCUCUCUCUAUAUAUAUAUAUAUAUAUAUAUAUAUAUAUAUAUUCAUUUCAUUUUCUUCACAUUAGCUAUUUAUCUAUUUUUGUCAGAUUGUUCAUACCUAUUUAUCUAUCUAUCUCAGCUUGUUCAAUAUCUAUCUAUUUCCGUUACAACACUAUCUAUCUAUCUAUCUAUCUAUCUAUCUAUCUAUCUAUCUAUCUAUAUUAUAUACCUAACCCUUUCAACACUAUCUAUCUAUCUAUCUAUCUAUCAUUUAGAUAUUUUAGUUAUUCCCCAUUCAGUAACCCUUACAACACUACCUAUCUAUCUAUCUAUCUAUCUAUCUAUCUAUCUAUCUAUUAUAUACCGUACAUAUGA